CUGAGUUGUAUAUCACGUUCCACCAACAAUUAAAAAAUGGCAUCAACAAUGGAAGCAGCAGAUAUCGUUGUUGUUGCCAUGUACUUCAUUCUUGUCCUGGCCUUUGGCUUUUUUGCGAUGUGGAAAGCAAAUCGAGGUACAGUGAGUGGAUAUUUCCUUGCUGGUCGUUCCAUGAACUGGAUGAUGAUCGGUGCAUCGCUGUUCGUAAGUAACAUCGGCAGUGAGCACUUCAUCGGCCUCGCUGGCUCAGGUGCAGCAAGCGGGUUUGCCGUAGGUGCUUGGGAGUUCAAUGCGAUUCUACUGCUGCAGCUCCUGGGCUGGGUCUUCAUACCCGUUUACAUCCACUCAGGUGUGUACACCAUGCCGGAGUACCUGUCCAAAAGAUUCGGCGGGAAGCGGCUGAAGGUUUUCUUCGCGUCCCUAACUCUGCUCCUCUACAUUUUCACCAAGCUCUCAGUGGAUCUAUAUUCCGGAGCGCUCUUUAUCCAGGAAUCUCUGGGCUGGAACCUGUACGUGUCCAUAAUCCUGCUCAUCACCAUGACCGCCCUUCUCACGAUAACUGGCGGCCUGGUGGCGGUUAUCUACACGGACACUCUGCAGGCGUUCCUCAUGAUAUCGGGAGCACUGUGCCUGAUGGCUAUCAGUUUAGUUAAGGUCGGAGGUUUCGAGGGAUUACGCACAAAGUACAUGAACGCCUCUCCCAACAUCACUGCCAUUGAGUUCGAGAAUAACAUCACCUACUCCAAUUCCUGCCAUGUGCAUCCUAAGCCAGAUUCGUUUAAGAUCUUAAGGGGUCCUUUGGACAAAGACCUGCCGUGGCCUGCUUUUCUUCUGGGCCAGACUCCAGCUUCGAUCUGGUACUGGUGUGCUGAUCAGGUCAUAGUCCAGAGAGUCCUGGCAGCUCGAAAUAUUGCCCACGCAAAAGGGUCAACCCUGAUGGCGGGCGUCCUGAAAGUCCUACCAAUGUUUAUCAUUGUGAUUCCAGGGAUGAUCUCCCGUGUGCUCUUUGCUGAUGAACUUGCUUGCAUCGGUCCAGAGCACUGCAUGCAAGUCUGCAACAGCAAAGCCGGUUGCACUAACAUUGCAUAUCCUCGCCUUGUCAUGAACGUCAUGCCCGUAGGUCUACGAGGCUUGAUGAUGGCGGUGAUGCUCGCCGCUCUCAUGAGUGACUUGGACUCGAUCUUUAACAGCGCCAGUACUAUCUUCACCCUUGAUAUCUAUAAGAUGGUACGUCACCAGGCUUCCUCCAAAGAGCUCAUGGUGGUGGGACGCAUGUUUGUGAUCCUCAUAGUGGCCAUUAGCAUAGCCUGGGUCCCCUUCGUCGUUGAGAUGCAAGGUGGUCAGAUGUUUCUCUACAUUCAGGAGGUGUCGGAUUACCUCACGCCACCCAUUGCUGCACUCUUCUUGCUUGGUGUCCUUUGGAAACGUUGCAAUGAGACUGGUGCAUUCUGGGGUGGAAUUGUGGGCUUCUUGCUAGGAGCCGUAAGACUCAUUCUUGCCUUUGUUUAUAGAGAGCCGGAUUGUGACACGACCGAUGACCGGCCUGCUUUCAUCAAGGAUGUUCAUUUCAUGUAUGUGGCAGCUGUGUUGUUUUGGGUUUCGGGGCUCGUGACGGUAGUCGUCAGUCUUUGCACGGAUCCACCGAGCAAGGAACAGAUUGCUACAACUACUUUCUGGGGACUGCGCAACAGGAAUCAAACCGAGAAGAGCAAACUUCCUCAGCGUUCUGUAGAAUCAAAAAAUGAGAAGAUAAAGAAUAAGGUGGAAAUCAAACCACCAUCUCAGGUUAUUCAAACAGGGCUUGAAAUACUUCCAAAUGGCCACUUGGAGUCUCAACAUACCCACAAACAACAGGGCAUUCAUCAUGUAGGUGGAGAUAAGGGACGGUGUGUGAAAUGUUUGGAGUGGUUUUGUGGAUAUAAUCAAAAUUUAGAGGAACCAGAUUCGCCUUUUGGAGAUGAAGACAGGAAUUUUACUGAAAUGCUCAAAGAACCUCCUAAAACCAAAAUUAUCCUCAAUCUCGGUCUCUUGAUAGUAUGCACACUUGGAAUUUUCUUGUUUGUAUACUUUUCAUUGUAA
This is a messenger RNA of Carassius carassius (crucian carp), 2079 nucleotides long. RefSeq names its product sodium/myo-inositol cotransporter-like. The record is from RefSeq and is a predicted model, not a curated record. Gene Ontology annotation, molecular function: D-glucose:sodium symporter activity. NCBI's taxonomy places the organism in Eukaryota, Metazoa, Chordata, Actinopteri, Cypriniformes, Cyprinidae. Gene Ontology annotation, biological process: inositol metabolic process; myo-inositol transport; transmembrane transport. The coding region runs from base 37 to 2079 and encodes 680 amino acids. Gene Ontology annotation, cellular component: plasma membrane. The transcript has a single exon.